GGCAGCGCCGUCCGCCGUGUACGCGGACACAAACAGAAACAUGUGCAGAUUUCUCCUCCUGGCGGCGUUUUAACUCAGAUGGAGAACUACGUGAGAACCCGGGUGGAGGAGCAGCCGCCCCCCUGCCCCUUCACGGGCCUGGGGCCCGACACGCCGGAGGUUCGAGUCCGGGACGGCAGCAAGAUCCGGAACCUGCUGCGCUUCGCCCUGAGCCGGCUGGAGGCCGAGCCCCGGCCCGGGUCCGAGGAGGCCCCGGUCCAGCCCGGGGACACCCCGGUCCCGGCCCGGCCCCCGGCCCUGGCCCGGCCCCCCUGCAGCCACCUGGUCUUCACGGCCAGCGGCCGCGGCGUGUCCAAGGCCGUCACCUGCGCGGAGAUCGUGAAGCGGCGGGUGAAGGGCCUGCACCAGCUGACCCGGGUCCAGUACGGCACCGUGGUGGAGGUCUGGGACCCGCUGGAGCCCGCCGGCACCGGCGCCGGCCUGGACAGCCUGACGGUCCGCCGGAACCAGCCCACCGUCUGGAUCCUGCUGUCCCGGGACCCGCUGGACCGGGGCCAGCCCGGCUACCAGGCCCCGGGCCGCUACGACGGCCUGUGGGCCCCGGGCCCGGGUCCCGGUACCGGUACUGGCACCGGCAGGGAGGAGGCCGGGUCUGCCGGGCCCAGGCCCGGUCACCGCAGGAAGAGGGGGGGAGGGGGAGGACGGGGGAAGGGCCCGGCUCGCCCCGCGGGGCGGCCCAGGGAGGCCCUGAAGGGACAGAACUGA
This is a messenger RNA of Cololabis saira (Pacific saury), 765 nucleotides long. It is a transcript of the gene rpp25l, whose product is annotated as ribonuclease P/MRP 25 subunit-like. The transcript is spliced from 2 exons. NCBI's taxonomy places the organism in Eukaryota, Metazoa, Chordata, Actinopteri, Beloniformes, Belonidae. Gene Ontology annotation, molecular function: RNA binding. Gene Ontology annotation, biological process: tRNA 5'-leader removal. Bases 79 to 765 code for a protein of 228 amino acids. Gene Ontology annotation, cellular component: ribonuclease MRP complex. The record is from RefSeq and is a predicted model, not a curated record.